GGACUAACCCAUGAUAUGGCGGUGGAAAAUUCGGGAAUGCUAUUCUAUACUGAACAUCGUUACUAUGGUCAAAGUUGGCCACUUGGCAAUGCAAGCUUAGGUAUCGAGCAAUUGAAAUAUCUCAGUCUACCGCAAGCCUUGGCCGACCUAGCUCAUUUUAUAGAGUAUCAAAAGUCGGACAAUCCUAAUCUUAGAGAAUCAAAAGUGAUUUUAGUUGGUGGCUCUUAUUCGGGAAGCAUGGUCACUUGGAUGACUCGUCUGUAUCCCCAUCUAAUUGCAGCCAGUUGGGCAUCAAGCGCUCCACUUUUCGCCAAAGCUGAUUUUUAUGAGUAUAUGGAAAUGGUUAGCCAGUCUAUAAAUCUCAGCUAUGGUCACAACUGUUCCCAACGCAUUGACAAGGGUCUUAAGCAUUUGAGUGAACUGUUCAAAGAAAAUCUAAUUGAAGAAUAUCUCAAGAGACUAAACGCUUGUAAGAAUUUCAAUCCAAAGGAUACACUGGAUCGGGCUGCCUUCUUUAGUGGCAUUAGCAAUUAUUUAGCUUUAAUUGUUCAAAGUUACAGUUCACAUAUACCAAAUCUAUGUGAAACCUUAAUGCUUCUGGACACAAACGAUGAAGAGGCAUUUUUGGCUUUUUUGGAGCUCAUUCAUACUGAAGGCAGAAGAAGCUCAAAUUGUCAGGACUUUGGCUAUGAAGCCGUGUUAAAACUUUUCACCGAGCAAUCAUUAGAUUAUCAGAUUUCUGGCGUUCGUGCCUGGUUCUAUCAAACAUGCAAUGAGUUUGGUUGGUAUACUACAACAACAGCCACACCUGACUUGGUACAUGAAGUUCCUUUGGUUUAUUUCGAAAAUCUUUGCCGAGAUACUUUUGGUCCUGCACAGACAACGGAGAAACUUGCCCGAGGCAUUGCAGAAAUCAAUAAAAGAUUUGGCGGACAUGCCUUUAAUCAUAGUCAAGAAUAUAAAGAAGUUAUCUUUACUCAUGGCCAGUUGGAUCCUUGGAGUGCUCUAGGACUACGCGAGGGUAAAGAUGCUCUCGUUCUAAAUGGUUAUUCACAUUGCCAGGAUUUGACUAGCAUUAAUAUACAUGACUCGGUUGAAAUGAAUCUGGCUAAAUUACGGGUCAUGUCCUUUUUGCGUCGUCACAUAUAA
This is a messenger RNA of Drosophila willistoni, 1149 nucleotides long. RefSeq names its product putative serine protease K12H4.7. The record is from RefSeq and is a predicted model, not a curated record. NCBI's taxonomy places the organism in Eukaryota, Metazoa, Arthropoda, Insecta, Diptera, Drosophilidae. Gene Ontology annotation, biological process: proteolysis. The transcript has 6 exons. Bases 16 to 1149 code for a protein of 377 amino acids. Gene Ontology annotation, molecular function: serine-type exopeptidase activity; dipeptidyl-peptidase activity.